AUGGGUUCUCUCGCAAACGGCUCCAAGCCCGGUACCUUCCUCUUCACCUCCGAGUCUGUCGGUGAGGGCCACCCCGAUAAGAUUGCUGACCAGGUGUCCGAUGCCAUUCUCGAUGCCUGCCUGGCUGAGGAUCCCCUCUCCAAGGUCGCUUGUGAGACCGCUACCAAGACCGGUAUGAUCAUGGUCUUCGGUGAGAUUACCACCAAGGCCAACCUGGACUACCAGAAGAUCAUUCGUGGUGCCAUCAAGGACAUCGGUUACGAUGCCUCCGAGAAGGGCUUCGACUACAAGACUUGCAAUAUCCUCGUUGCCAUUGAGCAGCAGUCCCCUGAUAUUGCUCAGGGUCUCCACUAUGAGGAGGCUCUUGAGAAGCUCGGUGCCGGUGACCAGGGUAUCAUGUUCGGAUAUGCCACCGACGAGACCCCUGAGCUCCUCCCCCUCACCAUCCUUUUCUCCCACAAGCUCAACGCUGCCAUGAAGGCUGCCCGUAAUGACGGCUCCAUCCCCUGGUUGCUCCCCGAUACCAAGACUCAGGUUACCAUUGAGUACGCCCACGACAACGGUGCCGUCAAGCCCCUGCGCGUUGACACCGUUGUCAUCUCUGCCCAGCACUCUGACGAUGUCUCCACUGAGGAGCUCCGUGCUGUCCUCAAGGAGAAGAUUGUCAAGAAGGUCAUCCCCGCCAACCUGCUCGAUGACAAGACCAUCUACCACAUGCAGCCCUCUGGCCGCUUCGUCAUCGGUGGUCCCCAGGGUGACGCCGGUCUGACUGGCCGCAAGAUCAUCGUUGACACCUACGGUGGCUGGGGUGCUCACGGUGGUGGUGCUUUCUCCGGAAAGGACUACUCCAAGGUCGACCGCUCGGCCGCCUACGUUGCGCGCUGGAUCGCCAAGUCCCUGGUCAACGCCAAGCUGGCCCGCCGUGCUCUCGUCCAGCUGUCGUAUGCCAUCGGUGUUGCCGAGCCCCUCUCCAUGUUCGUCGAGACCUACGGUACUUCCUCCAAGACCUCCGACGAGCUGGUCCAGAUCAUCCGUGACAACUUCGAUCUCCGUCCCGGUGUGAUCGUCAAGGAUCUCGACCUGGCCAAGCCCAUUUACGCCCAGACUGCCAAGAACGGUCACUUCACCAACCAGGAGUUCAGCUGGGAGAAGCCUAAGACCCUUAAGUUCUAA
Molecule: messenger RNA, 1173 nt
Organism: Penicillium atrosanguineum
Lineage: Eukaryota; Fungi; Ascomycota; Eurotiomycetes; Eurotiales; Aspergillaceae
Product: S-adenosylmethionine synthetase
Exons: 3
Coding region: 1-1173 (390 amino acids)
Biological process (GO): S-adenosylmethionine biosynthetic process
Cellular component (GO): cytosol
Molecular function (GO): ATP binding; methionine adenosyltransferase activity
Source: RefSeq, a predicted model, not a curated record